UGAGCCGCGCCGCAAACAAGAGCUCACACACACACACACACACGCGCGCGCACAGUCGCGCGCGCACCCACUGGGUCUCCAGGCGGCGGCCGUGGCCGCAUCCUCGGCAGCAGCUCCAGGCAAAGUGACAGGAAAAAAUGGUUUCUCUAUGCUAUGGAAUCCUGAAACAUGAUCUUUCUUAAAAAGAGGACAGCGCUGUGAUUUGACUAAGUGGACGUCACCUUCAGUCAAUCCUCAGACAUCUGGUCUUAAAUAUAAUCAUGGCCAAACCUUAUGAAUUUAAUUGGCAGAAGGAAGUUCCUUCAUUUUUGCAAGAAGGAGCAGUUUUUGACAGAUAUGAAGAGGAAUCCUUUGUGUUUGAACCCAACUGCCUCUUCAAAGUGGAUGAAUUUGGCUUCUUUCUGACCUGGAGAAGUGAAGACAAGGAAGGACAAGUUCUAGAAUGUUCUCUCAUCAACAGUGUUCGACUGGGAGCCACACCAAAGGAUCCCAAAAUUUUGGCUGCUCUUGAAGCUAUUGGAAAAUCAGAAAAUGACCUGGAAGGGAGGGUAGUUUGUGUCUGCAGUGGUACAGAUCUGGUGAACAUCAGUUUCACAUACAUGGUGGCUGAAAAUUCAGAAGUAACUAAGCAAUGGGUCGAAGGCCUGAGAUCCAUCAUACACAACUUCAGGGCCAACAAUGUCAGUCCCAUGACAUGCCUCAAGAAACACUGGAUGAAAUUGGCAUUUAUGACCAACACAAAUGGUAAAAUUCCAGUUAGGAGUAUUACCAGAACCUUUGCAUCAGGGAAAACAGAAAAGGUGAUCUUUCAAGCACUCAAGGAGCUAGGUCUUCCCAGUGGAAAGAAUGAUGAAAUUGAACCUGCAGCAUUUACUUAUGAAAAGUUCUAUGAACUGACACAAAAGAUUUGUCCUCGGACAGAUAUAGAGGAUCUUUUUAAAAAAAUCAAUGGAGACAAAACUGAUUAUUUAACGGUAGACCAAUUAGUGAGCUUUCUAAAUGAACAUCAACGAGAUCCUCGAUUGAAUGAAAUUUUAUUCCCAUUUUAUGAUGCUAAAAGGGCAAUGCAGAUCAUUGAGAUGUAUGAGCCUGAUGAAGACUUGAAGAAAAAAGGCCAAAUAUCAAGUGAUGGGUUUUGCAGAUACCUGAUGUCAGAUGAAAAUGCCCCAGUCUUCCUAGAUCGCCUAGAGCUUUACCAAGAAAUGGACCACCCUCUGGCUCACUACUUCAUCAGCUCUUCCCACAACACCUAUCUCACUGGCAGACAGUUUGGUGGGAAGUCUUCAGUAGAAAUGUACAGACAGGUCCUCCUGGCUGGUUGCAGAUGUGUUGAACUUGACUGUUGGGAUGGAAAAGGUGAGGACCAAGAACCAAUAAUAACUCAUGGAAAAGCAAUGUGCACAGAUAUCCUUUUUAAGGAUGUUAUUCAAGCCAUCAAGGAAACUGCAUUUGUCACAUCUGAAUAUCCUGUAAUUCUCUCCUUUGAAAAUCACUGCAGCAAAUAUCAACAGUACAAGAUGUCCAAAUAUUGCGAAGAUCUAUUUGGAGAUCUCCUGUUGAAACAAGCACUUGAAUCACAUCCACUGGAACCAGGCAGACCCUUGCCAUCCCCAAAUGACCUCAAAAGAAAAAUACUCAUCAAAAAUAAACGGCUGAAACCUGAGGUUGAGAAAAAACAGCUUGAAGCUUUGAAAAGUAUGAUGGAAGCAGGAGAAUCCGCUGCCCCAGUGAACAUCUUAGAGGAUGACAAUGAAGAGGAAAUAGAAAGUGCUGAGCAAGAGGAGGAAGCUCACCCUGAAUACAAAUAUGGAAAUGAACUUUCUGCAGACGACUUGGGUCACAAGGAAGCUAUUGCCAAUAGUGUUAAGAAGGCUUCAGAUGACCUUGAACAUGAAAACAACAAAAAGGGCCUGGUAACUAUAGAAGAUGAGCAGGCAUGGAUGGCAUCUUAUAAAUAUGUAGGUGCUACCACUAAUAUCCAUCCAUAUUUGUCCACAAUGAUCAACUAUGCACAGCCCGUAAAGUUUCAAGGUUUCCAUGUGGCUGAAGAACGCAAUAUUCAUUAUAACAUGUCUUCUUUUAAUGAGUCAGUUGGUCUAGGCUACUUGAAGACACAUGCGAUUGAAUUUGUGAAUUAUAACAAACGGCAAAUGAGUCGCAUUUACCCCAAGGGAGGCCGAGUUGAUUCCAGUAAUUACAUGCCUCAGAUUUUCUGGAACGCUGGCUGCCAGAUGGUUUCGCUGAACUAUCAAACCCCAGAUUUAGCGAUGCAAUUGAAUCAGGGAAAAUUUGAGUAUAAUGGAUCGUGCGGGUACCUUCUCAAACCAGAUUUCAUGAGACGGCCCGAUCGAACAUUUGAUCCCUUCUCUGAAACGCCUGUUGAUGGGGUUAUUGCAGCCACUUGCUCAGUGCAGGUCAUAUCAGGUCAGUUCUUAUCAGAUAAAAAAAUUGGCACAUACGUAGAAGUGGAUAUGUAUGGGUUGCCCACUGACACUAUCCGGAAGGAAUUCCGAACACGCAUGGUGAUGAACAAUGGACUCAAUCCAGUUUACAAUGAAGAAUCAUUUGUAUUUCGGAAGGUGAUCCUCCCUGACCUGGCAGUCUUGAGAAUUUCAGUGUAUGAUGACAAUAACAAGCUGAUUGGCCAGAGGAUUCUGCCACUGGAUGGCCUCCAAGCAGGCUAUCGACACAUUUCUCUUCGAAAUGAGGGAAAUAAACCUUUAUCACUGCCAACAAUUUUCUGCAAUAUUGUUCUUAAAACAUAUGUGCCUGAUGGAUUUGGAGAUAUUGUGGAUGCUUUAUCAGAUCCAAAGAAAUUUCUUUCCAUUACGGAAAAGAGAGCAGACCAAAUGAGAGCUAUGGGCAUUGAAACCAGUGACAUCGCCGACGUGCCCAGUGACACAUCGAAGAAUGAAAAGAAAGGGAAAGCCAACACAGCGAAAGCAAGUGUGACCCCUCAGAGCAGCUCAGAGCUCAGGCCCACCACCACGGCCACCCUGGGAGCUGGCCUGGAGGCCAAGAAAGGUAUUGAAUUGAUCCCUCAAGUGAGGAUAGAAGAUUUAAAGCAGAUGAAGGCUUACUUGAAGCAUUUAAAGAAACAACAGAAGGAGCUCAAUUCUUUAAAGAAGAAACAUGCAAAGGAGCACAGUACCAUGCAGAAGCUACAUUGCACACAAGUUGACAAAAUUGUGGCACAGUAUGACAAGGAGAAGUCAACUCAUGAGAAAAUCCUAGAGAAGGCAAUGAAGAAGAAGGGGGGAAGUAAUUGUCUCGAAAUGAAGAAAGAAACAGAAAUUAAAAUUCAGACGCUGACAUCAGAUCACAAAUCUAAGGUCAAGGAGAUCGUGGCGCAGCACACAAAAGAGUGGUCAGACAUGAUCAACACCCACAGUGCGGAGGAGCAGGAGAUCCGGGAUCAGCAUCUCAGCCAGCAGUGCGAGCUGCUCAGAAAGCUCCUGAUCAAUGCCCACGAGCAGCAGACCCAGCAGUUGAAACUGUCCCAUGACAGGGAAAGCAAGGAAAUGCGAGCACACCAGGCUAAGAUUUCUAUGGAAAAUAGCAAAGCCAUCAGCCAAGAUAAAUCUAUCAAGAAUAAAGCAGAACGGGAAAGGCGGGUCAGGGAGUUAAACAGCAGCAACACUAAAAAGUUUCUGGAAGAAAGAAAGCGACUCGCAAUGAAGCAGUCCAAAGAAAUGGACCAGUUGAAAAAAGUCCAGCUUGAGCACCUCGAAUUCCUAGAGAAACAGAAUGAGCAGCUUUUGAAAUCCUGUCAUGCAGUGUCCCAAACGCAAGGCGAAGGAGAUGCAGCAGAUGGUGAAAUUGGAAGCCGAGAUGGACCGCAGACCAGCAACAGUUGUGUGAAACUCCAGGACGCAAACUGAAACUGCAGAACCACCGCAUCAAAAGAGCACUCCCAAAGUUCUGAACACAAAUUCCGCGGAAGAAAGCUGAUGUCUUUUGCGUUUCCUUUAUGUUUAGACAAGAUGUCACCUGAAACCACAGAGACUUACAUACUUCUCUUAAAUGUUUUGAAUACUGAAUUUCCUUGGGCAACCAAAAGUAGCUACAAAUCCCCCAAAGUUACGAUUCCAAUAAGGCAGAGUUUACCCAUUGAUCAUACCACUUAAACAUGUUUGCUAUAAAGUACCAUCACAAAUAAAUGAGCUUGGUGUUAACAACUCUGCUUUGUGAUGCAUUAGGACAUGUUUGAGCAGCAGCAAAAAUAGAGUAUUAGCCAUGUGAUAGUAAGUGCAUGCGCUAGGGGGAAAAAAAAACUCUGUCUACAAAUUUAUCAGCAGAAGUGGUGAUCUGCUAGACAAAUAAUUGGGGGGAAUUUUUCUACAUCUAAGUUACCUCAUCAGUAAGUGCCAUGUCUCCACCAUGCCAUAAGAAGCUAACUUCCUGUAACAGUUGUGGAAAUUAUUAGAACAAUAGAAAAAAAAAAAAAGAA
Molecule: messenger RNA, 4450 nt
Organism: Kogia breviceps (pygmy sperm whale)
Lineage: Eukaryota; Metazoa; Chordata; Mammalia; Artiodactyla; Physeteridae
Gene: PLCB4
Product: phospholipase C beta 4
Biological process (GO): lipid metabolic process; phosphatidylinositol-mediated signaling; release of sequestered calcium ion into cytosol
Molecular function (GO): phosphatidylinositol-4,5-bisphosphate phospholipase C activity; calcium ion binding
Source: RefSeq, a predicted model, not a curated record